ACGGCCUUCUCGUGUGCUAUGCUCACAUGAACCGAAUUUGUCGCAGCAACUUCCGUUUGAGCUGUUGAGCUUCCCACCGUGUACAAGCUUUGGUGACCACCAGACUAGGGCACCAUGCACAACGUGCCAGGAACGACCAUUGGUUGGCUAACCCAAACAGCUUCGUACACCAGAACCCUUUCCUGACAUGAGUCUGCACUGCGCGGCCUCCGUUCCUUGCCGAUGAAAUAAAGUUCCUGCCUCCCACAGUGCAAGAUAUAAGCCUGCCUGCAGUCCAGCGAGCUGCACUGCAGUGCCCUUUCCCUCGCUCGUCAGGCAAGAUGGUGAACAGAGCUUUGCUUGUGGGCAUUCGCUAUUCCGCACUCCCGGGACAUGUGCUGGAGAGCACCUACCAGGAUGUGGAACGACUCAAAUGGUUCUUAACAAGUAGUGUCAACUUUCGGCCUGAAGAUAUCAUUGAGCUUAGAGACGACGUCGAGCCGUGGAAUCCCCGGUAUCCGAGCAAUGCCAACUUGCCAGGCGACCACCUGGUCUUCCACUUUUCUGGUCAUGGAUCCCAGAAGCCCGACCUGAAUGGAGACGAGGCGGACAAAAUGGAUGAAGCAAUCUGGCCGGCGGAUGUGACACUUAAUGAGGAUGGCGAUGCGGAUAAUGUCAUCAUAGACGAUGACAUCAAGAGCAUACUGGUCGACAACGUCCCGGACGGUGCAUCUCUCGUUAUUAUUCUGGACUGCUGCCACUCGGGCACUGGAGCAGGCAACUACACGGACCCCGACGGACAAGACGACGGGCAAGCUCACCCACUUCCCAGGCGAAAGCUGGCGUUCAGGAAACUUACGAAUAUGAACAAUUGGGGCUCUGGACCGGUUGUUGUCUCAUGGGCAGCUUGUCCAGACCCGAAGGCGACGUUGAGCUUUUCAAGGUCGGGUGGCUACUUCCUGGAGGCUUUCGUAGAGGCUUUUAACGAGAACCCAGGCGUCACACAUCAGGAACUCCUGCACUGCGUCAGAAUGAAAAUGACGUGGUCAGCCGAACGCUAUUUCGAGGAACAGAGGCCUUUGAUGACCAAGGGCCGUUGGAAGCAUCUUCAAAAGUGGUGGAGGCAAGAGCGCCCAGAACCCAUGCUGGGAGUGCUCUAUAACGAAGAUGGUGUACUCUGUUCUCCAGUCGCGGAUACUUUUGGGGUUGGUGCUACGUCCUGGUACUGAUAGGUUCAAGUCGCCGAGAGGCAGGGAUCAGUCGAAUUACUAAAUGGUGCUUAACUGAGUCGUCGUCAGCUCCUAAGAAAUGCGAAUACCUAUGCAGAAUUUUACUGAAUGUGCUUCAAGCGAGGAACAUAGUCUUGAACUG
Molecule: messenger RNA, 1350 nt
Organism: Phanerochaete carnosa HHB-10118-sp
Lineage: Eukaryota; Fungi; Basidiomycota; Agaricomycetes; Polyporales; Phanerochaetaceae
Exons: 14
Coding region: 321-1208 (295 amino acids)
Biological process (GO): proteolysis
Molecular function (GO): cysteine-type endopeptidase activity
Source: RefSeq, a predicted model, not a curated record